Molecule: messenger RNA, 2204 nt
Organism: Brassica oleracea var. oleracea
Lineage: Eukaryota; Viridiplantae; Streptophyta; Magnoliopsida; Brassicales; Brassicaceae
Exons: 1
Coding region: 279-2036 (585 amino acids)
Source: RefSeq, a predicted model, not a curated record
AAACGAUUUAGUAUAAAAAAUAUUAUUAUCCUGCAGAGAAAUUGGAGCGGCGGUUCACGGCAAAACACCAAUCACCACCGUGAAUAAUUAUCACCGGCGAGCAAACAAUUCUUUUGCCCACGUGUGCUCAGCUCAAUUCUCAACGCAGUCAUCGGAAUGAGGUCAUGGUAAAUCUAAUAGAACCAGGGGCAUAAUCGUCUAUACAAAAGAUUGUCUUUUUUUUUCUCAUAUUUUAUUACUUGAAUUUGCACUUUCGGGUUUUGGUCGGUUUCUUCAAAAUGACGGAGAAAGGACCGAUUCUGUCUCCGGCUCCAAACCAGUUACUUCUCCAACGGUGGAGUCCUCUACUUCAAUGGCGUUUCGGUGCUCUCACAGCACUCGUCUUCUUCCUCGUGUUAUUCGUGUGGAGCAUCGACGGUUUCUCUAUACAAACCUUCGCUGAGCCAUGGAGGCUCAGUGCGUACUCCAUCCGCGUCAGUUUCUCUCCGUCUCCUUCCCCUUCACCCUCACCGAAACCUCCUCUUAUAGAGCCCCAAAAGCCCACGACAGGCCCACGAAAUCUAAACGCGCAGAAGAAGACGAAUCUCACUUCGAACUCGACCCCGUGGAUCGCCGCCGAGUCGGGGAAGAAUUACACGGCGAAGCUAAUUGAAAACUGGUUGGCUCCGGGAGGUGCACCGUGCAGUGAGGCGAAGACCGUCGAGAUUUCACUUCCCGGCGUCGACGGGAUUGAUACGGCGGAGCUAACCGCCGGGGAGAUCCACGAAUUCAAAUUCCAAGCCUUGGACGAAUCGAAAAACGCCGUUUGCAUCGGCGGGGACUACUUCGAGACUGAUUUAUCCGGCGAGAACUGGAAAUCGAGACCGCCGGUGAAAGAUUACGGCAACGGAAGUUACUCAAUGUCGUUGCAGGUUCAUCCUGACUUCGCCGGUGAAUUUAACCUCACCGUUAUUCUUCUCUUCCGUCAUUACCAAGGCCUUAAGCUCAGCCCCGCGCGUCUAGGCGUUGACCGGAAUCUUCGCAACGUCCGGUUACGCUUUGUCAAGAAGCCUGACGUUGCUCUGCCGGAGCUCCGGACAUGUAAAAAGUCCGACUUUACUAGAGAUGCGUGGUCGGGACGAUGGACAAGGCUGGAUAAGAACGAGAGUUGCCAGAUCAGCAACGACGGACGUUACCGUUGCCUUCCCGCGGACUUCCCUUGUGGGAGACCGUGGUGCGAGGGGGCUCUUGGAGUUAUAGAGAGCAAUGGCUGGGUUUACUCCAGUCAUUGCUCUUUCCAGAUGUUCUCAGGAGAUGACGCGUGGGACUGCUUGAAGAACAAAUGGAUCUUCUUUUGGGGAGAUUCGAACCACGUUGACUCCAUCAGAAACAUGCUGAACUUCGUCUUGGGUCGUCCGGAGAUACCCGCUGUACCGAGGAGGUUUGACAUGAAGUUCUCUAACCCGAAGAACGAAUCAGAGACUGUUAGGAUCACGAGUAUCUUCAACGGCCAUUGGAACGACACGCAGAACUAUCAAGGCCUUGAUUCGCUUAAAGACCAAGGGUUUAGAGAGUUGCUCAAGAAGUACUUCUCGGAAGACCGUGUUCCAGACGCUAUGGUCGUGAACUCUGGCUUACACGACGGGAUUCACUGGACCAGUCCUAGAGCCUUUGAGAAAGGCGCUGAAACCGCAGCUGCGUUUUGGAAGGGAGUUUUCGACGGGGUCAAAAGCAGGGGGUUGCAGCCGCCUGAAGUGGUUUUCAGGAACACGGUCGCUACGGGUGGUUACGCGAGAACGCUGCCGUUUAACCCGAGCAAAAUGGAGGCGUUCAACGGAGUGUUUCUAGAGAAAAUGAGGGAUAAAGGGUUGGUCACAAGCGUGGUGGAUAACUUUGAUAUGACGUAUCCUUGGCAUUAUGAUAAUAGGUGUAACGACGGAGUUCAUUACGGGAGAGCUCCGGCGAAGAUGAUGUGGAGGGACGGUGAGAUAGGACAUCAGUACUUUGUGGAUUUGAUGCUUGUUCACGUGUUGCUGAAUGCAUUGUGUGUGAGGUAGUAGUGAUGAUUAAAAGUUUGGUUUAGGAGUCAUGGAUUCUUUAUUUUUGUGUAGACGUUUUGAUUUAUUUUUGGUUGUAGUAUAUAUCAAAUUAAUAUUUGGGAAAACUCAAACUAAAGCUUGAGUUUAUAUUGUAUAAUGUAUAAAUAGCGAGAGGUUGGUACAACA